This is a messenger RNA of Nipponia nippon (crested ibis), 618 nucleotides long. Lineage: Eukaryota; Metazoa; Chordata; Aves; Pelecaniformes; Threskiornithidae. The record is from RefSeq and is a predicted model, not a curated record.
AUGACUCAGGAGACAAACCAGACCCCAGGGCCCAUGCUGUGUAGUACAGGAUGUGGGUUUUAUGGAAAUCCUAGGACAAAUGGGAUGUGUUCUGUUUGCUACAAAGAGCAUCUUCAGCGGCAGCAGAAUAGUGGUAGAAUCAGCCCAAUGGGAACAGCCAGUGGUUCAAACAGUCCUACCUCAGACUCUGCAUCUGUACAGAGAGCAGACACUAGCUUAAACAACUGUGAAGGUGCUGCUGGCAGCACAUCUGAAAAAUCAAGAAAUGUGCCUGUUGCUGCUUUGCCUGUAACGCAGCAAAUGACAGAAAUGAGCAUUUCAAGAGAGGAAAAAGUAACACCAAAAACAGAGACUGAGCCAGUUGUUACUCAACCAAGCCCAUCAGUUUCUCAGCCUAGCACUUCACAAAAUGAAGAGAGAGCUCCGGAACUGCCCAAACCAAAGAAGAACAGAUGUUUCAUGUGCAGAAAGAAGGUUGGCCUUACAGGAUUUGACUGCCGAUGUGGAAACUUAUUUUGUGGACUUCACCGUUAUUCUGACAAGCAUAACUGCCCGUAUGAUUACAAAGCAGAAGCUGCAGCAAAAAUCAGGAAAGAAUCCAGUUUUUAUAUAUCCUAG